This is a messenger RNA of Aphanomyces astaci, 1558 nucleotides long. RefSeq lists its product as hypothetical. Bases 45 to 953 code for a protein of 302 amino acids. The record is from RefSeq and is a predicted model, not a curated record. The transcript is spliced from 6 exons. NCBI's taxonomy places the organism in Eukaryota, Oomycota, Saprolegniomycetes, Saprolegniales, Verrucalvaceae.
AAAGUCUCAAGAUCGCACAUUUGAUUGACGGACAGGGUGUCGCGAUGAACUUGAAGGGACUCUUCCUCGAGUCCAAGCUCAUGGCGGGCGUGGUCGUCCUCGUCCUGGCACGAUGCGUUGACCGCGUCUUAAACACGCGCAUCACGUACGACUACCAGCAAUUUCUGUGGUAUUACUCCAACAUCAUCAACCCCGUCGCGUUCCUUGUCAUCACGUGGCCUAUCGUGUGGUACAAGCUGUUCUUUACGAAGGACAUCACGCCCGAAAUGAAAGCGUUCCCGCAUUACAAGUAUGCGAUCAUGGCGUUCUUGGACAUGACCAACAGUUUCAUGUCUGCCCUGCCCACACCCCACAUCGGGGGCAACCUCGCGAAUGUGUUGAAUCAAGUCACGUUGCCCUUCAACAUGCUUCUGUCCGUGAUGGUACUGGGGACGCAAUACCACCGCGCGCACAUGAUGGGUGCGAUCUUGGUGCUCUACGGCGCCUUCGUCUGCAUGAUUCCCCUCUUUCGAGGCGAAGUGGCCCUUAACAGCCCCGACCCUUCCUUUGGCUGGAUCUUGCUUUACGUGUUGGCCAUGCUACCUGCGGCAGCUUCCAACGUGUACAAGGAAAUCGGGUUGAAAGACGUGGACCUGGACAUUUGGUACGCCAACGCUUGGGUCAGCUCGUAUCAGCUCCUCUGGGGCGGCUUAACCUUUUGGACUAUCCAGAUGCAAGCUUUUUCCGACCCGCCGGUGGUGCUCUCCGACUUUUCCGCGUACUUGGCCUCGGCCCACGAGUGCUUCUUCGGGCACAACGUCACGUUCAACGGCGUGUCGUCCCCGUGCGACGGCGGCAUCUUUGUCGUGUACUUGCAGUACAUUCUGUUCAAUGUGCUGUACAAUACGGUGAGAGAGUGUCCACUCGUCAGCAUCGCUUCAAAGCAACCAAGGGAUGAUGGGGCGGUGUACUAGUUGAUGAUGUUCGUGUUCAAGGAAGGCAGCUCGGUGUUGUUUGUGAUCUCGUCGGCCGUGUGCUUGCCGCUCACGGACGUCUUGUACAUGCUCCCGGUCCUUGCUGGCCCGCUGGCCAAGCAAAAGUUCACGAUCUUUGACGGGUUUGCGCUGUUCAUCAUUGUGGUACGCGGCAGAUCAGGCAACGAUGGCAUAUGAGGAGGAUGGGAUCAAACUUGUAGAUGGGGCUGAUCGUGUACCAUUCCGAGCGGGAAGAGCGGGGCAAGGAGCACGAAUCCAAGUCGCCGAUGUACACAUCGCCCAGCUUGCAGCGCAUGAAGCUCAAUAUCGAGAACAAGCGAAGCGGUCGGCCCAAGAUGAGUCGCAUGCGCUCCAUGGCAGAGAAGCGCAGGCCGGCCACGUACGGCACGACCGAUGUCGUUUAGAUUGUCGUCAACGUCGGUGGACUUCGCCAAGGAUGCGGUGUCGAGUUUAGCGGAAUUCGGAGGAUUUCCUUCGCGAUGCGGAUUGGUCAAAUAAUGAAAGUGAUAGGUGACACAUUGGAUUUAUAGCCAAUGGAAUCGCAUUAUCAUCUCGAGACAUGAAAGCUUUAUAGCCAAUAGAAA